GAUUCUUAUUUGAUCCUCAUAACAAUUCUUAAUUGAGUUCACUAUUAUCCCCAUUUUUUAGUUGGGAGAAAAUGAAUGCAUAGAGGGUCAGUAACUUCCUCCAGGCCAUAGGGCUGGGGGUGGCAGAAUGGUUUAUAGGCCAGUGGACUUUGAGCCAUCCCCAACCUGAUCUGUUAUUAGGACCUUCAGAGCAGUGGACCUGUUUGAUGGCUCCACUAAGCCCAGGCCUAGGUGAGGAGGAGUUAGGGGUCCUCCCUUGAGCCACAGAACCAGACACUGAUUUGGAUUACCAUUUUCUCAGUUCUCCCAUCCUGGUUACCGAGGCGUGGAGUUAGUUCAUUACAUGCGGUGGAGGUUUUAAGGCAGAGCUGUCCAAUGGAAAUGUAAUGCAAACCACGUGUGUAAUUUUAAGUUUUCUAGUAGCCACAUUAGAAAAGCAAAAAGGAACAGGUGAAAUUAAUUUAUAUAAUCUGUUCCUAACCCAAUGUAUCCAGAGUAAUACUAUUUCAAUAGAUAAUCAAUAUAAAAACUAAUAAUAUGUUUUAUGUUUUUUAUGUCAUACAAAGUUUUUGAAACCUGGUGUGCAUUUUACAAUUACAACAUACCUCAAUUUGGACUAGCUACAUUUCAGGUCAUCAAUAGCUACCUACAGCCUGUGGCUACUAUAUUGAACAGCCCAGAUACAGACAUUAAAAACAACAUCCAGAUGUAUGGUUACUAAUAUGGAAAGAGAUUCAUUUUAUGUUAAAUGGAGAAAAAAGCAAGUCAUAUAUGUUUCGUAUGCUUAUAUUUUCACAAGUCUCUAAUGUUUAUAUCUGCAAAUAGUUUAUACUGUCCAGUGGCCAUAGGUAGCCACUUAGACUACUUAAAUUUAAUAAAAUUAAAUAAAAUUAAAAAUGCAGUCCCUUAGCCACAUGUGCACAGCAGCCACUGUAUUGGAUGUCACAGACUUAGGUCAGUACUGUCUCCAAACUGCUGAACCAAGUAAGAAAAGCUGAGCUAGAGCAUAGAACCUGCUAGCCCUGUGACCAGCAGGGCUUUGUGACCAUUGAGACCCAGAGCCUUCAUAGUUUUUAAUAGUAAAGCACAGGAAAGAAGUGCAGCUGUUGUUAGAGUUUAGUAGGAGCAUAGUGCGGAAACAUAAACAGCCCUUGUCAAAGACUCUGUUCCAUUUUGGUACAACGGAAAUUAACCACCACUCACAUUGCUGGGGACUCACUCCAUAAACCUGACAUCCACAUUAGGUAUGUUCAUAUAAAAAUGUUCCUCUCUGCUUCUUCAGAACCUGCCUGAUGUCCAUGGUGGGGCUUAUGUAGCAUCGGGAAGAUAAAAUAAUUUUUUCAUAUUUGUACACAGCUUCUGUGCGGUGCCCAGAUUACGUUCAGCUCAGAUUUACACAGACUGCAGUUUGUGAACGUGCAGGAGGAGGUGGGUUGCUUAGCGCAGAGGUAGUAAAGUCAGGAGACUAGGCCAGGAGGUAUUUUGAGAGCUCUGCAGCUAUUUCAACUGCUAUUACCCAGGCCUGAGUUCCCGUACUUAAUCUGCCCCUCUUUCCGGGCUUCUUCCUCACUUGAGGGACUGGUUCUGCCUGUUUAGCUGAUCUCUAUCCAUCAAAAUGAGGGGUGUAUGAUGUGUAAGCAUCCUGCCUAAGGCCAUAGAAGGAGGUAGGAACUGCUGUGUCCCUGGGUCAGACAGGCCUAGGGUGGAGUCCAGUCUCAUGACUUCCUAACUGAGUGCCCUUGUUUAAGGCAUCUGUCCCUCUCAGAGAGGUGAGGUUCUUGUGAAAGAGAGGUAGCUGCAGAUACCUCCAGGCAAUCCUGGGAGAUGGGAUAAGCUGAGGGACAGAAGAAUAAGUGUCCCCUAAACAUAGCGGUUACUACCUUCAGCUCUGAAGAGAUUGAUGGUGGCGUAGUGUGUAUAGUCACCUACGUGGUUAUGAUUGGAACUAGCAUCUCAGGAGAAUACGAUGAUGUUUUCAGGCGAGGUAGAAUAAAUUUAUGUGCAGUCAACCCUCCCUCAUCCUUGGUGGUAGUGAUCAGUUCUAUUCUGUGGAAACCAGUAGGGACUUUCCUGCCUUGAUUCCCCGUAGUUUCAAGCUCCUCUCCCACCAAAUAUUUUACCACUCCUGAUUCUAGUAGAAUAAUUAACUUAUUUGACUUUCAUCUUCUGUUUUUCCACUCUCUCCAGUACAGUAAAGAUGCUGGUGAGUCAUAAAAUGACUGAAAGUUCCCUUGCCAAAGGAAAAAAAGAUGAUAGCUUGCAUUUAUCAUUGAUAACAUACUGUGUCCUUAUCUGAGCUCAGACAAUUUCAAUCCUUACCACUCAGGCUUCUUUAUUUGAAAGUAGCAUGUUUUAAAUUACAUGUGUAGCAAACCAAGGAACUUUUAGAAAAAUUAUUUUUCCUGAUUAGGAAAGUAAUAUAUGUGCUCAUUGAGGAUAACCUGAAAAAUAUGAAAAAAAUAGCUAAGAGAAUUUAAACCACACAUAAUUUCACUCCAGAGACAACUACGUUAACAUUUGUUAUAGUUCUGUCUUCCUAUCAAUGUUAUCACAGUUUUCUAUCCUUUUUAAAUAUUUAACAUUAUAAUGUACACCUUGCCCUGUGUAAUGAAAAUUUAUUUUAAUAUACCCUUUUAAAGGCAUGCAGAUUCUUCCACUAUAUAGUUAAGCCAUAAAUAGCUUAUCCAUUGUCUUAUUGCUAAUAUCUAGGCUCUUUAAGGGGAAGGCUUUUUACUUAGCCCCUUUAAAAGUGGGCAAAUGGGCACCUGGGGGGCUCAGUCAGUUGAGCGUCUGAUAUUUGAUUUUGGCUCAAGUCAUGAUCUUAAAGUUUGUGGGAUCGAACCCUGUGUCAGGCUCUGCGAUGACAGCAUGGAACCUGCUUCGGAUUCUCUCUCUCCCUCUCUCUCUCUGCCCCUCCCCCACUUUCUCUCUCUGUCUUUCUCUCUCUGUCUCACAAAUAAAUUAAUAAACAUUUAAAAAGGCCUAGAAGGGGUGCCUGGCUGGCUCUGUCAGUGGCGCAUGUGACUCUUGAUCAUGGGAUUCUGGGUUCAAGCCCCACAUUGGGUAUAGAGAUUACUUAAAAUCUUAAAAAUAAAUAAAUCUAAAAAAAUAAUAAAAGUGGGCAUAGAAGGUGGGACAAGAGAGGCUGGAGUAAUGGCAUUCACUGUCAGAGAUCAGAGACUGAUAACAUUGUUUCCUAUGUUCAAAGAGAAGGGCUCCUUUAUGCUGUUCCCUUGGUGCCCUUCACAGAGCUUUGGCCAUCUCCUGUGCUUACUGAGUCGGGCCAUGGUGUAGUCACCUGCACACACCUUAUUAUGCUUGCUAUUUCUUAGCAGAAAAGAAAACUAAGUUACAAAGCCGGCCUCUGCUGGAUGCUGUAAGUGUACAACCUCAUCUAAUAUUUACUGCCAUCCUGUUGGAAAGGUACGAUUUUGUAGAUAAUAAACUGAGGCCCAGAGAUGCAGCAAAGUUAGGUCACAAAACUAGUAAGGGCCAUUUGGGCUUUGAAUUGGGUCUCUGUGACUGGGAAGCCAGGCCCUUUCCCCUGGGAGACUAGUGGUUGUGGCAUGGGGAAAGAUGGGGAAGGAGCGCACAGUGUGGCUAGUCAUCAGUCGCAUCAACCUCGAGAAGGACUCCAGCAGCCUGACUUUGGGGCAGUAGCACAUGGGGGCAGGCAGAGAAGGGGCCCCAGGAGGAGGAACACUUCACUCCCAGCAAGUACUCAGGUCGUUACCAGCUUAGGGCGUGAGGGUUGAGGAGGGGGCCUCCCUCGGUUACCAGAGCCCACAUAAAAAUCAUUAUUUCCAACCAGAUCAGAGUUUGCGUGUUUUCUGUCUUUUCUAGCCAGUGAAAUAUGUGGUGAUUAGUUCUCUGAGGUUAUGUUCACUGCAUCUGUUUCUACACUUUUCGGGCGUCGGCCCAAGAAAUGUGAGGAUUACUGGAGGUCAUAUUUCAUUUUUAAUUACUACUUAAUUGAGCCCCGGAUUUUUGAGUUUUUUUCCCCUUUGCUUUGACUUAAGAUGGAAUUCAUGGGUUCCCAUUUUAGCAAAUUAUGUAAAUUUGCUUUGGUGCCAUUUAAGGGUCAUUGUACUAUAGAAUGCUAUAGGAGCUGCUGUUUAAAAUGUAUCCAUUCUGUAGUCAUGUCUGAGGCCAAAAGGACUUUUGAGUGCUUCUUUGCAGUGUUUCUCCUUGCUGGAACAUCAGCUGUCUUUGAAGUUGGGUGUGGCGAGCAGCUCCCCUGGCUGGGCAGGAGACUGUCCUGCAGAGGAGACCAUGGACUUCAAAAGGCCUGGAGAAGGGAGAAGCAUAUGCUAAAUAAGGCGGUGGCUCUCACUGCAGGCAUCAAAGCAAAUUUAUGAUGUGUUCCUUGUCCCUUCUGUGAACACAGAAUAGAAACCGGAGAACUUGUUUUGCAUAAAGGAAUAUAUCAUUCGGGUGCAAAGAGGAAUUUCUGUAGAAAACAGCUGGCAGAUUGUGAGGAGAUACAGUGACUUUGAUUUGCUGAACAACAGCUUGCAGAUUGCAGGCCUAAGUCUACCUCUUCCUCCCAAAAAAUUGAUUGGUAACAUGGAUCGUGAAUUCAUAGCUGAGAGGCAGAAAGGUCUUCAGAACUAUCUCAACGUUAUCACCACAAAUCAUGUCUUGUCUAAUUGUGAGCUGGUUAAGAAGUUUUUAGAUCCAAACAACUAUUCCGCAAACUACACUGAGAUUGCCUUACAGCAAGUUUCCAUGUUCUUCCGAUCAGAACCAAAGUGGGAGGUGGUAGAACCAUUGAAAGACAUAGGUUGGAGAAUAAGGAAGAAAUAUUUCUUGAUGAAGAUUAAAAAUCAGCCAAAGGAACGGCUAGUGUUAAGCUGGGCUGACCUUGGUCCCGACAAGUAUCUGUCAGAUAAAGAUUUUCAGUGUCUAAUCAAACUUCUGCCUUCCUGUUUGCACCCUUACAUCUAUCGGGUCACCUUUGCCACAGCUAAUGAAUCCUCAGCAUUGCUUAUUAGGAUGUUUAAUGAAAAAGGAACUUUGAAGGACCUGAUCUACAAGGCAAAACCAAAAGACCCAUUCCUAAAGAAGUACUGCAAUCCUAAGAAGAUCCAGGGCCUUGAACUCCAGCAAAUAAAAACAUAUGGGCGGCAAAUAUUAGAGGUACUAAAGUUUCUACAUGACAAGGGAUUCCCUUAUGGGCAUCUGCAUGCCUCCAAUGUGAUGCUAGAUGGUGACACUUGCCGGCUGCUAGACCUUGAGAAUUCUUUAUUGGGCCUUCCUUCCUUCUACCGAUCCUAUUUCUCACAGUUCAGGAAAAUCAAUACAUUGGAAAGUGUGGACGUCCACUGCUUUGGCCACUUACUGUAUGAAAUGACUUAUGGACGACCGCCAGACUCAGUGCCUGUAGACUCCUUCCCUCCUGCACCGUCUAUGGCUGUGGUGGCCGUGUUGGAGUCUACGCUGUCUUGUGAAGCCUGUAAAAAUGGCAUGCCUACCGUCUCCCGGCUCUUACAGAUGCCGUUAUUCAGUGAUGUUUUACUAACCACUUCUGAAAAGCCACAGUUUAAGAUUCCCACAAAGUUAAAAGAGGCAUUGAGAAUUGCCAAAGAAUGUAUAGAAAAAAGACUAAUUGAAGAACAGAAGCAGAUUCACCAGCAUCGAAGACUGACAAGAGCCCAGUCUCACCAUGGAUCUGAAGAAGAGAGGAAAAAGAGAAAGAUUUUAGCUCGAAAGAAGUCAAAACGGUCUGCUGUUGAAAAUAGUGAAGAGUAUUCAGCAAAAUAUAGCAACUCCAAUAAUUCAGCAGGAUCUGGGGCCAGCUCACCUCUCACAUCCCCGUCAUCACCGACUCCACCCUCUACAGCAGGGAUGUCCGCAUUACCUCCACCGCCUCCGCCUCCGCCACCAGCAGCUCCCUUGCUUCCUGCGAGCACAGAGGCGCCUACACAGCUUCCGCCCCAGGCUGUGAAUGGUGUGAGCCGAGGGGCCUUACUCAGCUCCAUCCAGAAUUUCCAAAAGGGAACUUUGAGGAAAGCCGAAACCUGUGAUCACAGUGCUCCUAAGAUCGGCUGAAGAUUCAUGUUUACACUUGGAGGGAAAAGUUCUUUAUUUUUUCCUCCCACCUCCAGCCCCUACAGCACUCUUUUUCCGGAUGAACAAUUGCUGAGCCAGUAAAGCCACAUACUGUUUUGCAGAUGCUCAUCUAAGAGGCUUCUCAAGAGGGAAAUAUCCAAGUAGAAUAAAGUCAGGCUGGCGUUUCUGCCUUAAGAAAUAAUUCGCUCCUUUAUUACCAUUUUAAAGGAGUCUUGUUCAUCCUCUAAUGGGCAUCUUUUGGGGGCAGCAGCAUAUUGGAGUCAACAUUUGCACCAACUUAAGGAAAUGGACAGAAAAACAAUGACAAUAUUCACUCCCAGCAGUGAAUGACCUUUGUGUUGCGAUCCCUCCCAUCCCAUCAGACACUCCCAGAAAUAUUCCCCUCAUAGUUCAUUUCUCUAUAUAAAGCAUUUUCUGGUUAUUUCUUAGAUUAAUUCCCAUUCUUGCUACUUUAUUUCCUCUUAGACAUUAACACCGUAGCCCACAGCAUAGUUACGUCAUGGAGUCAGAGAAGCAACUGAGUUCAUUUUCCACUCAAAUAGACGGGGCCAAGUCCAUAACAUUCUCUAGGUUCUAACAGGAAUACUGCUGUGGUUACAGAACUCAGGGCUGCUAAGGCAACCACUCUAGACUCACGGUUCCUUUGAGUUUGAGUGUAUUGAGACAGAUGUUAACAUCAGGAAAAGCUCUUGCCAAUUAGAGGACCUUCUUAAUCCUCAGCAAUAAAGUUUAAGUUUGUGGUUGGGGGGGGUGGGUUACUAUUACAACAAAAGUAAAUUUGGCAUCCAUAGAAAUCAGUUCUGAUUUUUGAAAGAUUUGUCCAAAUAUAUCAUUUUUUUAACAUUACUCAUUUAUUAGAUCCUUUAUCCUACAAUUUGCUUAAACCCUUAAAUUGCACUUUAAAGGAUUAUAAGUAAUCCAUUUAAAAAUUCAAAUACACACAUCAGUGUUGGUUACUAUGCAGAGAGAAUGUCAUUGUGUAUAGUUUCAUUUAAUCUGUGACAAAUGUUCAGCUGUAUUUUUUAUUAAAAUAAACUAUGUCAAGAAAA
This is a messenger RNA of Acinonyx jubatus (cheetah), 7121 nucleotides long. RefSeq names its product PX domain containing serine/threonine kinase like (gene PXK). The transcript is spliced from 18 exons. Gene Ontology annotation, cellular component: early endosome; extrinsic component of endosome membrane; late endosome. Gene Ontology annotation, molecular function: ATP binding; phosphatidylinositol binding; actin binding. Lineage: Eukaryota; Metazoa; Chordata; Mammalia; Carnivora; Felidae. Bases 4567 to 6051 code for a protein of 494 amino acids. The record is from RefSeq and is a predicted model, not a curated record. Gene Ontology annotation, biological process: protein phosphorylation; early endosome to late endosome transport; endosome to lysosome transport.